Messenger RNA from Branchiostoma floridae (Florida lancelet), 2034 nucleotides. RefSeq names its product Werner syndrome ATP-dependent helicase-like. Bases 1246 to 1995 code for a protein of 249 amino acids. Gene Ontology annotation, cellular component: cytoplasm; chromosome; nucleus. Gene Ontology annotation, molecular function: 3'-5' DNA helicase activity; four-way junction helicase activity. Gene Ontology annotation, biological process: double-strand break repair via homologous recombination. The record is from RefSeq and is a predicted model, not a curated record. The transcript has 4 exons. NCBI's taxonomy places the organism in Eukaryota, Metazoa, Chordata, Leptocardii, Amphioxiformes, Branchiostomatidae.
UUGUACAACUAUUUAAUAGCUUUGCCAGUAUCAUCAUCCAAUGAGAUGAGAUUUUUUAAUACUUUGCAUUCAAUUAUUACUCUAUGAUGAUGAGUAACAAAAUCAUGCCUAAUAAAUCUUAUGGAAAUGAUAAUUCUCAAAAGAAGAGCAAUAAGAAACCCCAAUGCUGACACUGCCUGUGACUUGAAUGACAUUACUGCACUUCACUAUUGUGGUAGAAACCCUCGAAAACAAUGGUUCUUUGUCUUAAAGCUACAUCCUGGAAAGCGUCACUUGACGGUGGUCGUGAGUCCACUCAAGGCCCUCAUGCUGGACCAGGUCCAGCGGUGGACCAGCAUGGGGAUCACUGCAGCAGCAGUGAUAAGUGGCAUGACAGCAGAAACUACACAGAGUGAGUUUACAAUGUUGAACUGUAAAUAGUUGGUCAUUGGAAUCAUUUGACAACUGUUGUCAAAUUACAUAUUAUCCAAUAUUGUUACAGCCUAAGCUGGUAAAGUAAACUUGAACCACAUAAGAAAACAUAAUACUCAGCAUUGGUCACCAUUGAUAUUAUGAUAUUUAUUUAUACAUAAGGUGCUGCACCAUAAAACAUACAUAAUAUAUAUGAACUUGUGCAUCACUAUCAUAAUGGUGACAUUACUUUCAUACCUUCAACCAAAGAUAUUUAACUUCUAAUGUCUCAUCCAACAUUAUGGUGAACUAAAUGGUAUUGAAAUUGCCAUUUAUUUAAUAGUCAUAAUGUAACACACAGUUUUAAUUAGUACAGUAUUGUAUCAAAAAGAGUCUUAAUGCUUUACUAUCUCACUUGCACUCAGAUGUUCUAGAUGGGAACAUUGAGCUGGUGUUCAUGUCCCCAGAGACUAUGUCACAAAAACUGUGGUGGACCUGGCUGAGGGACAGAAGCAAGGACAUCUGCCUCUUGGCUCUAGAUGAAGUCCACUGCCUGACCACCUGGUGGGAUGAAGUUUAAUGUUUUUCUUUUUUCCAGCAAUUUUUAGUCAUAUCUAAAUGAUGUAAGGAUCCAAAAAUGGUGCACCCCCACCAAUGUAGUAGAAUAUCCCAAUGACCCCAGAGGUCAGGUAGAACUAAUCCACACCUGACAAGUAGUUUACAUAUUUAGAGCAUGACUAUGUCUGAGUCUCUCUUCCUUGGUCAACCUUGGGAUGAGCAACAAGGGGAACAUCAUUCCGGGAGGAGUAUCGUAAGGUACCAAGCGUCAGGGGUGUGCUCAACUGCCCUGUGCUGAUGCUGACAGCCACGGCUACAGAGGCUAUGGUGGAUGAGAUAAUAGCCGAUCUACAUCUAUCAAAUGUGGAAGUGGUGUCUGUUCUGCCAAACAGACCCAACAUUCACCUUCAAGUGAGAAGAGCCACCAGUGACCUAAGUGAGGAGCUGGGCUGGCUGGUAAGCCACCUGAAGAAGGGGGGCAAGGAUGCAGGGAGGACACUGAUCUACUGCAGGACCAUCAACACGGUGUAUCAAGUAUGGGGAUGGCUCAUGAAACAGCUGGGGACCUCUGCCUGGACUGAGGAGCCCCACACCGUUAGGAAUAGGAUAGUUGAUAUGUACCAUGGUCAGACUGAUGAUCAGUCGCAAAAAAGAGAACUGGAGGGCUUCACCCAAAGUGAUAGCUGCCUCAGAUGUGUAGUAGCGACAAAUGCUUUUGGGAUGGGUGUUCAGGUAGAUGAUGUCCGCUAUGUAAUUCACUGGGGACCAUCAAAAGACGUAUUGUCCUAUUGGCAAGAAGUUGGAAGAUGUGCGCGUGAUGGGCAGGAUGGGCAUGCUAUCAUGUACGUGUUCCCUCAUUCGCUAAACGCUAAGUUCAUUAAUGCAGACAUGAUCACACUAGUUCGCAACUGUACAGGAAACAAGUGCAUUAGGAAACAGGUACUGGAGCAUUUGUUCGUGAAAGGCAUGGACAGAAGUGGUCUUGCUACAGCAUGUAAUCUUGAGCAUGGAUGUUGUAGCAAUUGUGAUGAUACAUGUAAAUCAUAGGUUUAAACAAUAGAGUCCCUUCUAGUCUAUUGGCCACUG